Molecule: messenger RNA, 951 nt
Organism: Prunus armeniaca (apricot)
Lineage: Eukaryota; Viridiplantae; Streptophyta; Magnoliopsida; Rosales; Rosaceae
Source: the annotation of a GenBank genome assembly
AUGGCCUCUAACACCCCUACAUCUGUUGAAGCUCGGUCCCAAGUCUUCCAGACUGAGUUUGAAGAAAUUUGCCAAGAAAUCCAGGGCUCGGUCUUACCCAACAUCGUCACACCUUGGACUAAUGACGAUGGCACCGCCACCGACUCCUGCGUCCUCGGCCCCUCUGUAGAUGGCGGGAUGCCAAAGAGGCUGGUGGCUCAUCUGAAAAACAAUUUGGUGGACCUCUCGGCCUUUGAUGGGGGGGACUUCCAAGAUUGGAACGUUGCCAGACCGCAACAUGGCAUAAAAUACUCAAAACACUCAAUAGGGCAUAAAACAACCUCACGUAGUCAUCUUUCCCUUCCCACUCCAAGGUCACAUGAAGCCCUUGCUAUGCUUAGCCGAGCUUCUCUGCCAUGCAGGCCUUCAUGUCACCUAUGUCAACACUCACCACAACCACCAGCGCUUGGCCAACCGCCAAGCCCUCUCGACUCAUUUCCCCACCCUCCAUUUCGAGUCCAUCAGCGAUGGCCUCCCCGAGGACGACCCCCGUACCCGAGUAGCCAGUUGUUGAUUGCGUUGAAGACGUCCAUUAGGCCUCAUUUCCGGGAGCUGCUCAAAACCAUUUCACUUAAGGCCGAAUCGAAUGAUGCUCUGGUGCCGCCUCCGAGCUGUAUCGUGACAGAUGGGCUCGUGACUUUUGCGUUUGAUGUGGCGGAGGAGCUGGGGCUGCCCAUUCUAAGUUAUAACGUUCCUUGUCCUCGUUACCUGUGGACUUGUCUUUGUCUCCCCGAGCUCAUUGAGAAUGGCCAGCUUCCUUUUCAAGGCAAGAAUGAUGACAUGAAUGUGGAAAUUACGGGAGUGCCCGGAAUGGAAGGCCUUUUGCAUCGCCAAGACUUGCCAGGUUUUGUCGAGUCAAACAAGCUGACCACCCAUCUCUUCAAUUCGCUAUCAACGAGACCGAAACCCUAA